AAUGUCUUCUCACAUGUUCAGUAGACAUAGACACUGUGAAUGACGACAUAUUUUUGGCACAAACGGAACCCCAUACGUGUGUGUGUGUGUGUGUGUGUGUGUGUGUGUGUGUGUAGCAGGGGGGUGUAGGGUGGAGCAGGAGGCGGGAUACGCCGAUGGAAAAGACGCACCGCUCGUCCAUUGGAGCAGACGCAGAGUGGGCGCCCAUCAGACGCGCCCACCGCUGCUUCAAGACUGUUUUUUUGCUGGAAGAGGAGACAUGAGGUUUGGAGACACCUGUCAGGAGGACUACACAUCCAGUAGCUGUAUGUGAGGCAACUGGAGGCUUUGGCCAUGGACGCGCUGUCAUCGCUUUUAUAGCCUCUCUGCAUCUCAGGAGCGUAAAGUUACCCCGCUGCUUCCUCGUUUUUCUUGAUUUUUAAUCCUUUUUCCUCCCAAUCCGCAUGAGUUCGCAGUUGUUUGUAGGUCAGCUGGUGGGGGUUCCGUUAGAAAUAAUGCACCCCACCAUGGAGAAAGACACGACCUACACUAAGAUCUUUGUCGGCGGGCUGCCUUAUCACACCAACGACGCUUCACUUCGGAAAUAUUUCGAGACUUUUGGGGACAUCGACGAGGCGGUGGUGAUCACAGACAAACAGACGGGCAAGUCGAGAGGAUACGGCUUUGUAACCAUGGUGGACAGGGGGGCAGCAGAGCGGGCGUGCAAAGACGCAAACCCCAUCAUCGACGGCAGGAAGGCCAACGUGAACCUGGCUUACCUUGGGGCAAAGCCUCGAAGCACACAGUCAAGUCUCUCGGUUGGAGUUCAGCAAGUCCAUCCCACGUGGGCUCAGAGGCAAUACGGGUUUGCCCAGCAGUAUGUCUACCCCCAGGCAUUCCUGCAGCCCAGCCUGGUGCUGCAGUCCCAGCUUAGCCCCACAGCAGCAGCACUAGCCUCCCCUUACCUGGACUACAGCUCUGCAUACAGCCAUUAUGCCCCUACAGGACUGGAGCAGUACCCUUACACCCCUUCACCAUCGCCUUCAGCUGGCUACCUCAGCUACAGCUUCUCCCCGGGCAAUUCAGCGCCCACUCUAACCCCAUCUCCAACCCCUCCAGCUGCCAUCCACCCACCUCUAGCUGCACUCACCACCAUGUCUGCCGCCCCUCAGGGCUUCCUCCACUACCCUCUACACCAGCCCGACCGCAUGCAGUGAGCAGCCCUGCGUGGAGUUAGAGCUGCCAAACUGAGGAUUCAAAGCAGUGUGACUUGACCAGUCACAUCAUCAGGAUGAGACUGGACAACCAGGAGGAGAGUGCGUUGUAAUCAAAAGGGCUUUUAGAAAGUACUCUCAUUCCUGUUUUUAUAAAUAUACAGUAUAUAUAUUAUUGUUGUAAUAGUUAAUGAAAAUGUUCUAUUGCCACAGUCAUCAGCAUACAACCUGAAUGUUUUUCAUAAAUGUCAGAAAUCGGGGACCAGAAUGAGACAAUAAUUCACUGGACAUUUUUCCCCCUGACCCCUGUCUCCAGCGCUGCAAUUGGAGCCAGGCUUACUGCUGGAAAGCAGUUCAGUAAAGACAAUAAAAAACAUGUCUGUUUGACAUGAUGCUGCGGCUGCAGUUUCUCCAAAGGUACUAGGCUGGAUAUUAGCCAAGCUGAGAGCUAGUUCCUUUUAAAGAAACACUGGUCCAAUAACCUCAUCUUCAAGGUUACCUUUCUGUCUUUGCCCCAGAGACUUCUCACUCUCUUUGUUCCUUGUUCAAGUUGUGUUCUUAAAUUUUGUCUCUCAUCUCAAAAAAGGUAAAUUUUUCAUUACAACCCCUUCCUUUUAUUUUCUAUACAGCUGGCAAGUCAUCGCAAAGUGAUAAUCACAGUUUAAAUUAAUAUGCAAUUAUAAUAAUAAAAUGUGACCAUGAAGAAGGUAGAAAACACUGUUAUAUUGUUUUUGUAUACAACUGUGAGACGAACAAUACUACGGGAAACACUUUGUUAAUAAUAAAAAAAUCACAAGAGCUAUGACAUGGAACUUCUACAACAGCAUGUUUGACCAGUGGCUCUUGGAUAUGGUACUGGGGACUCUUUAGUUUAAUGAAAAUUAAAUUACCAAAUUGUCAAUACAUAUCAGGUAAAUGUAACUGUAGGUGUCUAAAUGUACUGUAUGUUUUCACUGAUAAUGAGUGAGUGUAUGUGGUCUGUUUCUGUGUGUGCGUGAUUGAGUGAGUAAGAAUAAUGGAGCGAUGCAGUAUACCCCCGUGUCAGGACCGAGGUUCUCUUCAGCCCUUUGUACCGGUCAGCGUUGUUUCUUUGUUUCUUUUUCCCAACAGCAGAAUACAGAAAGAUGCUUUAGUAAUAAUGAAUGGAGUCUCACAGUACUUUGGCACUACUUAGUAGUCAUCAACCAUAUCAUACAUGACAUUUAAAACAAAUAUGCAAAUAAAAUGAAUAUUUCUUAAAAAGAAAAAAUACAUGAAA
Messenger RNA from Notolabrus celidotus (New Zealand spotty), 2451 nucleotides. It is a transcript of the gene rbm38, whose product is annotated as RNA binding motif protein 38. Gene Ontology annotation, molecular function: RNA binding. Gene Ontology annotation, cellular component: cytosol. NCBI's taxonomy places the organism in Eukaryota, Metazoa, Chordata, Actinopteri, Labriformes, Labridae. The transcript has 4 exons. The coding region runs from base 444 to 1196 and encodes 250 amino acids. The record is from RefSeq and is a predicted model, not a curated record.